AUGGUGCCUUUCUCUGAUCGCCGAGCAGCGCAGAAGCCGAGGCGGCGCGUCAUGAAUGCGGCAGGAAGGAUAGUCGACGCCAGACAUUCAGAGGAAAGUCAUCGGGAAGGCGAUUCGUCAUCUAAUGAUGCGUCUUCUGAGCCUGAGCUAUCAUAUGCAUUUGUGCAACCCAAGGAGGCCAAGGCCAUACCCUUCCGCGUAGACACACCUGCCUUGAGAAAUGGCAAACCGUCUGACGACAGACUACCGAAUUGGAGAGCUGGCAUCAUCGAUUGCACGAACCCCAUCAUUGUCAACACAAAAAACGGUAUAAAGCCCAGUAUCGUCAACAUAGGCAGGAAUACGAAGGCCAAUCUCACACCCUCCAGUGUUAGGCCCUCGAAUACAGACAAUAUGGGCAAGCUCACAAUCAUUCACUCGGACAAACACAAACAGCUCCAGCCACAGCACAAGUCGUACGAUUACCCUUUCGAGCAACUACAAGUUCCAAAACGGUGCGUGAUACGAGACCAACUCUUCCGAUGUCCUUGUCUUUGGCAUGAGAACACAUCCGACGAUGUCCACAAAAGAGACGCUGAACGUGCAUGUCCUCUUAGCAGUGGAGUAACCCUAGAGACAGACCAUGAAGACGACAAAGGCGAACGAGGUUGGGCAACCCGGGCGAUGAGCUUCUGGAGGUAG
This is a messenger RNA of Alternaria atra, 681 nucleotides long. RefSeq lists its product as uncharacterized. The transcript has a single exon. The coding region runs from base 1 to 681 and encodes 226 amino acids. NCBI's taxonomy places the organism in Eukaryota, Fungi, Ascomycota, Dothideomycetes, Pleosporales, Pleosporaceae. The record is from RefSeq and is a predicted model, not a curated record.